CAUCUAGCAUCACCAGAAGUCCAAGACAUUUGUUUGCUAUAGUCAAUCUAUUUAAUAUUCUUCACCGAGAUGAGUUCAUUCCAACCCGCCAUCCUAUCUGCCUCGCUCGGCCGAGCAUGGCUCCACGACUUCGCCAACAAGGCUAAACAAGCCUCAGACCAUGGCUUUCAAGGCAUUGAAGUCUUCUAUGAGGAUCUUGAAUAUGAGGCAAAAAGGCUGCACAGUGUCGAAACUCCUAGCAACGACCAGAUCCUUGCUGCCGCGUCGCAUAUUCGAGAGUUGCUAGAUGGCGUGAAGCUCACAGUCAUUGGUCUGCAGCCAUUCCUAUUCUACGAGGGUCUGAAGGAUCGUGAGCAACACGCUCGACUUAUCGAAAAGAUCAAGUUGUGGUUCAAGAUCGCCAAGAUACUCGGGACCAACACGAUUCAGAUUCCUGCCAACUUCCUCCCGGCUGAUCAGUUAACCGGGGAUAUGGAUGUUAUAGUGGGAGAUCUAGUCGAACUAGCUGAUCUGGGAAUCAAAGAAGAUCCACCAAUUCGCUUUGCUUAUGAGGCUUUGUGUUGGAGUACCCAUGUCGACACGUGGGAGAAGUCAUGGGAGGUAGCCAAGAAAGUUGACAGACCCAACUUUGGCCUCUGCCUGGAUACAUUCAACAUCGCCGGACGUGUCUGGGGAGACCCAGCUUCUCCGACUGGCAAGACACCCAACGCUGAUCAAGAUCUCAAAGAAUCUUUAGGGAGACUUGUCAAAGAGGUAACUCUGGAUAAGGUGUUCUACAUCCAGGUCGUUGAUGCUGAGAGGAUGGAAACUCCCUUGGUCAAAGGACAUCCAUUCCAUGUUGAUGGAAAUCCCGCUAGGAUGAACUGGUCACGAAAUGCCAGAACUUACAUGUAUGAGACAGACCGAGGCGCUUAUCUUCCGGUUGAGGAUAUUGCAAAGGUGUUAAUUCAUGAUAUGGGUUACAAAGGAUAUGUCUCGAUGGAGUUAUUUUCGCGAACUAUGGCUGAGGAGGGAGAGGAUGUGCCGAAACAACAUGCAGAGAGGGGUAUCGCAGCUUGGAAGAAGUUUGUUGAGAGAUUGAGGUUGAACGAGAUCUAGAUAAAGUAGGAGUAGGAACCAACAAUGAACAGCGAUG
Fusarium redolens is the source of this 1135-nucleotide messenger RNA. Its product is annotated as xylose isomerase-like protein. Bases 70 to 1098 code for a protein of 342 amino acids. The transcript has a single exon. Lineage: Eukaryota; Fungi; Ascomycota; Sordariomycetes; Hypocreales; Nectriaceae. The record is from RefSeq and is a predicted model, not a curated record.